This is a messenger RNA of Ixodes scapularis (black-legged tick), 8350 nucleotides long. RefSeq names its product structural maintenance of chromosomes flexible hinge domain-containing protein 1. Lineage: Eukaryota; Metazoa; Arthropoda; Arachnida; Ixodida; Ixodidae. The record is from RefSeq and is a predicted model, not a curated record. Gene Ontology annotation, molecular function: protein binding; ATP binding. Gene Ontology annotation, biological process: chromosome organization; double-strand break repair. Gene Ontology annotation, cellular component: chromosome.
GAACAUUCAGGGAAAUCGUCCUCAGAUGGCGCUUGUUCGCUGACAUCCCGUAAACAUUUGAAACUGACGCAGCCGCCGAAGCCCCGUUUUUCACGAUUUUUUAGCCGAUCGCGAAAUGAGAAGUCUGCUCCGAUCGCGCGUAUCAUCGACACCAAGGGACGCUUGAGCGGUACCGUGCCGCUUUUCGUCGCUUCUCUCGGCGGUGGGACAGCUACCGCCGCUGCCGUUUGCUGCCGAAAACAAUAUGGCCGCGGCGAAUAAACAGUUUUUUGUUUACGACCGUCGGAAAAGCAAUGCCCCGGCGCUGGCAAUUCCCGUGGGACAAAGGGACAACUACCUGGACCUGAGAGCACGCGUGAUGAAGCAAUAUGGCAUAUCACAAAGUGAGACUUUUGUCAUUUGCACCACGAACAGAGAAGAGAUCAACAAUGCAACCUAUGAUCAACUGGAAGGAGGAGAGACACUAUAUGUGCUCAAGAACAUCGACCAGGAGCUUACAGGACAGACAUUUCAGAAGGUCCAGUACCUCCCUCAUUAUGACACCAUCAUCAAGUCUGGGAUGUACGAGUACUAUGCCUCCGAGGGACAUAAUCCACUUCCCUAUGCCUUUGCGGAGCUCAUCGACAACUCUCUGGCAGCCACCAAGCACAACAUGGGCAGCCGCAGGAUCGAGCUGAAACUGUUCCUGGACGACAGAGAGUCGAUGACGAUGGAGAAGAGCACGAUCCUGGUGAUGGACAACGGCAAGGGCAUGACUUCCUGGCAGCUGAACAACUGGGCCAUCUACAGACUCUCCAAGUUCAUCCGCAAGGAUAAGACGCUGCACAACAGCGAGAAAGACGACAAGUCUCCCGAAACCCUCGGCCACAAGCCGAGGUUCCUGAACAGUGAGAUCUCCUACUUUGGGGCUGGUGGCAAGCAGGCCAUUUUCUUCAUUGGCAACUCCACGAGGAUGAUCACCAAGCCGAAGGACUCGAAGGAUGUUCACGAACUCGUCAUUUCCAAGGACGAGUUUGAAAAGAGGGAGAAGCAGAAGGACCUCAUCUACUCUGGGAAGAUCCUGAACCGAAAACCCGGGGACUGCAGCCACAUCUCGGCCGACGAAGAGGGCAUCCGCAAGGUGAUUGCGGAGGAAGUGGGCAAGGACCAGUUUACCUGCGUGGUGAUCUGGGGCGUGUCCAGCGAGCACGUCCAGUUCCUCAAGCACCACUUCAACACCUGGUGCACCCAGCUGGCGCACAUCUACCACUACUACCUUCAUGGCCCGGAAGGAAACCAACUUUCCGAGGACACAAACGGUCGGACCCCCUCGCCUUAUCGGAAUCUCGACAUUGAGGUGAGCCUCGAGAUGAACAGCGGCCUGCACAAGAUCGCCAACCUGCGGGACAUUGAUACGGACCUGGAGACGCUGCUGAUCCGGAGCGCCUCGGACAUGUUUGACUUCAAGGCCACCGUGGACGGGACUCGGGUGGUGGAGGGCCAGCUGCGCUACCACCCGUUCCUCUACGACCACGAGACCUUCCCCGUAGAGUCUGCCGACCGCAAGGUGAACCCGGACGGCGACGAGGAGGAAGACGUGUUGACAACGUCGAACCUGAAGCCCGCCCGUGGCCAGAGGCCCGUCUUCGAGUGCUUCUGGAACGGGCGGCUCAUACCGUACACCACCAUAGACGAGUUUGACUGGUGCGGCGUGCCCAAGAAGACCAGGAAUGUGCCCAUCGAGUGCUUCAACAGGAUUUCGGGUGUCCUGUGGACGGAUGAUGCUUUUCAAGUGAGCACCAACAAGCUCACUUUCAUGGAUCUGGAGAAUAAGCUGAGGGAGAAGAACACCAUCUUUGCUCGCGUCUGCAACGGCCAGGUGGUGCGCAUGAGCAUCGAGAAGCAGUUCCUGGAGUGGCUGCAGAUGUGCCACGAGCAGAGCGACAAGCAGGUCAAGUUCCUCGGCUACCAGGAGACGGUGAGCCGCAAGGACACCCAGAAGUACAAGCAGCACCCUUGGGCCGUCUUCAGCGCCAUCGAGUGGGACGGCAAGCGCUUCAUGAAGGGACAGCUGAUUCGUACGCUGCGCACCAACCCGAUCAUCAUCGGCACCAUCAGGAGGUUCUAUCUGUACGGCGACUAUGUGGACUCUGUCUAUGCAACUGGAGGGGAGGUGGAGAUACUCCAGGAACCCAGGUCGAUGUACGACGAAGUGAAGAUUCUACCGCUGGCCAAGCUAGACCGGAAGGUGACCGACAGCGUCCUCCAGAAGAUCAUCGAGGACGAAGAGGGAAAGCUUCCUUCCAAAUUGGACGUCACGUGGCCCGAAGGAGACGAGCUGAAAGCGAACGAAAAGCGGCCGGCGGGCAAAGCGAUCGGCGACGUCAAGGUGGAGAUCAGGAACAAGAAGGGCGAGGUCGUGAGCAAGCUGCCGGGGCCGCAGAACAAGCGCCUGAGCGUCGAGAUGAAGAUCGUCUGGCACUCUCCGUCGGGAGACCAAGUGGUUGCGCAGUACGUCUCCCCGCACAACAAGAACUGGGGCUACUGGUUCCGGAAGAUGGAGAACGUCCAGAACUUGGGACCCCACACGCUGACCCUGCAGGCCAUGCUCAACGACUCUACAUCCAUCUGUUCUGGGAAGGAGCUCCCGUCGCACAAGCUUCGCUUUGUUGUCACAGAGGCGGCCCCGGACAAGUUCAACGUGGGCUAUCUGGAGGGCCCGUUCCGCGUUGGCACUCCCUUCCAGAUCCCUCUCGACUUUCUCGACAAGUUUGGGAACGCAACCAAGCCGUCGAGUGACCUCAAGCCUGAGCUCAAAGCCAACGGACUGGACUUGACGUACGACAAUGCCCAACCCAAGGGCAACUCGCUCAUCCUUAAGGGCAUCGUGGCGAAAGGGAUUGUGGAGUCCAACUCCGGAAAGAGUUUCACCUUGACAGUGAAGAUCCCGGGGCUGGAAGAGAACACUCAGACCCUCAAGAUACGUCUGCUUCCGGGUCCGGCGUACGAGCUGCAAGUCCUCCCUGAAGUGGAAGACCAGCUCCAGUUUGAAAACGGUUCCUCGCCGGUCUUUGAAGUGGCCGUGCUUGACAUGGCAGGGAACUACACCUGUGAACCGAAGUUCACGGUCCUCUGCAAGUUCCAGGCCCCCCGCCAGUCGGGGCUCCCCACGUACACGGCGGACCUUUCCAACAGCUGCAAGGGCACCAUCACGGGACCUGCCCUCAACCUGCGUCAGGUGCAGAAAGAGGAGAGGGUCGUGGCCAAGUUCGAAGUCCAGAACAACAAGAGCAUCGGGCACGUGGAGAGGGUUCUAACGAUGCUUCCGAGCCACCAGGCGGCCUCUCUCUACCUCUGCUGCACCGGAGAGGACGGGGAGGAGAUGGAGCUCGAGAAUGGGCGAGACCUCUCCUGGGUCGCAGGAGACACCAUCACAGGACUCAGGUUUGAGGUCCGGGACGAAAUCGGAAAGCCCGUGACCCUGACGAACAGCGUUGUGUCCAAGCUGAAGCUGAACUGGGCCUCCAACCUGUCCAAGGAGGAGCUGCUAACGGGGACGCUGCCAGACAUCAUGUGCCCCUCGUCCAUCAAGCAGAGCCUCUUUUGCCACAUCUCCAUCAACACGGGACACGUGGUUGACUUCUCCUUCACCAUCAAGCCCAAGACUGGGGAGCCCUCCAUCCUGAAAGUGGCCUGCAAGGGCACCACGGACGUCCGCAUAGGGGAGGUUCACCAAGCCGACAUCUUGAUCAGCAUCACCGACAAGUUCCAGAACCCCAUCAAAAAGCUGCUCCUGAAAGACCUUGCCGAGCUGCUCAUCAUAUCUGACGGACUCGACUACGGCGACGUGGUCAAAUCUCUGGACCAGAGUUGCGGCUUCCACGUGACGGGCCUCAAGUUCAUGGACACCAAGCUGGGCAGUAAGGAGGUGUGCUUCCAGUGGAAGGGCCUCAAGGACUACCUCCGGCUCCACCUGGUCCCCGGGGUCCCAGCCACCCUCGCCUACGUGGACUACAACCCCAGCGAGCCGGUCACGGUGAGCCCGGACGGCAAGCUCCCAAGGCCGUUGGUCGUGCAGCUCCAGGAUGCCAGGGGCAACCCUACGAACGAGCCCAACGUCAAAGUUCACCUGGGGAUCGACGAAGCCAUGAAGGCGACACCCCCGCAGCCGCCGGAAGACCGACAGCAAGGGGAGGGCUUCUUUCGGCGUCCUGACCCCUCCACCAAGUCACGGGUCACUCCGAAGCCGUGCGAGUUCAACAUCUGUUCGACGAACUGCCGGGGCCGCUUCACGCUGGGCACCAAGGCGGCCAUUGGGCGGAGCUUCAUCAACGGCCCCGUGCUCCGGCUCCACCUGACCUGCGACCCCGAGAAGCCCGUGGAACUGAACGUCGACUUCAAGGGCAAGAAGACCUUCACCGUCGCCGAGGAGCUGCCAGAAAUUGCAGUUCACGUGCUUGCUGAGGACGGGAACAUCAUGUGCUCGCUUAGAGGGAAGGAGCUGAGCAUGAAGCUGCUGCGCAUCGAUUGCUCGCCCAAGAAUCAAAAGACGUUCACUGCCAAUCCAGCCGAGUCAACAUCCUCUGGCGGGAUUUAUCAUUUCAGGAAAGUGAAAGUUCCCGAGGCAGCUGGGGAGUACAACCUCCAGUUCCACUUCAACAAUGGGAAGCACAUGAUCAGCAGCUCUGUCAUCUCGCUGACCGUGCAGCCCGACUCCCCGGUCAAGAUAGCUCCCCAGCAAGACCCCACCAUCCCUUCGGUUUCGAACCAGGCCAAGACCUCUUCUCGAAACCUACUGAAGUACCUCAAGCUCGACCUCACCGAUCGGUUCGGGAACAACACGGCAGCGAACCUGACGGGCACGUUGACGCUGCAGAUCAUUUCUCCCGACCCCGCCGUGACCGAGAUUCCUCACUUUGAAGGGAAUGUAAACUCCUACCAAGUGCCUAUCUGCAAAGGGUCUGCGGUUGUCCAGAACCUGCAAAUUCAGGAGAACACCGAAGGAGUAGAUGGCUUCCAGUACAUCUUGCGGUUCACGCCGUCGUUCCCCAAGUCGCAAGUGAAGACGGCCUUACCUCACUACGAAGUGCCCUUCCUCUUCUACAAUGAUGCAUCAAAGCAAGAAGAGAUGGCGAAGCUCACGAAGAAGCGAACUGAACUGCUGAAGCAGUUGCAGACAUUCGAGGACCUCUUCCAGACAACAAAAAAUAUUUACACCGAGUUAGAAGCCGUGAUACGUGAUGCGCAGACGGAAGAAUCAAAGUUCAGGGGAGAGCUGAGGAGGAUAGGGUUCAACAGCAAUUCUAUCCGAGAGGAACAACAUGUGGGGCCAGCAAUCAAGACGUGCGAGGUGCAGAGGCAGGCCCUGGACAACAAGAACAAGAGGGCAUUCAUGCCGGCAGCUUACCCCGAAGAACCCGACGUGCUCGGCAAGAUUGGUCAUCUUGCCUGGGUAGAAGAGGACGACGUGGCAGCUGUGUUGUCGUGGCACAUGAGGGGAGACAUCGACGUUGUGGUGACAAACACCAUGGAAAAGGCAAAAGAUGUCUACCGAAAAACUAACGGGAAGCAGCAGGUCGUUGCAGUCGACUCCAUUCGCAGGCGGAAUCUGCCCAGUCUACUCCCUCACAUGAGGAACAAGUCUUUCGUCCCCACGGGAAACCCCAAGUUUGCCCUGGACUACUUCAUGUUCCAGAAAGAUCCGGAAGUGUGCCGAUCUGUGUUUGCAAACUUCAUUGGCGACGCAAUCGUACUGGACACGCUGGACGACGCCACCAAGUACAGGACGGAGGUGACCAAGUUCUCCGCGUGCCCGACGCUGCUGGCCCGGACGGGGGAGCGCAUUGCGAGCACGGGCAAGUUUGGAGGUGCCCAGAACAGGGCGCCCUCCCUGGCCCAGCUGCAGGGCAACGUGUUUGGGGAGCCCCCCGUCAAGGACGUCGAUCGCAUCCAGGAGCAGAUACAGCUGCUCAAGAAACUGGCGGUGUCGAUGAAGAAGCAGAAGGAUGCCAAGACGGAGCUGGACAAGCAGAAGCAGAAGGACACGACCUUCACGCUGAAGAAGAAGGACUACGAGGCGCUGAAGAAGGAGCUGGCCGGGGUGGAGGACGCCAUUGGCCGCAUGUCGGCCUACGGCCAGGAGGAGGAGCGGCGCAGCCUGCUCGUCCCGGACCUAGUCAGGAACUCGCCCCGCAGGCAGGGCCCCUCCACGCCCGUCGCCAAGUACCCGGCCUCCCCGAGGACCACGCCGAAUGACGCGGGGGUGAACGGCGUCUCGCGGAGGGGCCGCUCCACGCCGGCGCCCCCCACACCCCCGAGCGAGCGAAAGCGGAGGAGAGUGACGUAGCGACCCUCCAUCAUUCCGGCAGGAGAGCACCGCAAAGUCAUUGACAUCGCCCUUCCCCAUCUCAUCUGGCUUCACCAUCUCGGGUUUCUCCCGCUCGUUUCUUCGGUCUUCCUCUCGAAGAGAGCGAAGUCCCACCGUUUGCCAGCUUCGGACCCGGCCACCGCCCAAGACGACGGGAAGACCGAAGGCUCGAUUGCGAGGACCUUGGGGAGAAUGAAUUCGAUAACGAUUUUACCAUUGCUCUAUUGUUUUGUCCUAGUUGAAGUGGCAUAUUUCCCACUCGCGUUGCAGCCCCGACGCUUCUUUUCGUACGUUUGAAGGAGGGCGGGAACGUUGGGCGGCAGCUUUACGAGAGUCGCGAAGCGUAAUGUAAAUAGGCUAAGGGUGACACUGCGAAUAUGCACCGCAACAAACGGCAAGAGUACGCACCCUUGCUACAGUGUCGCCAAUACUCGCGUAGUAUGUGGAAUUAGUGUCGACCACGUUGCCCGGAACGGCACGCUGACCUCGCACGUUUUUAAAAUGGGCUCAUCCCCAUACCCGUGAUGGUUAAUGCCGAGUGUUGUUGAACACACUUAGGGACGGUUUUGUUAAAUGCUGCACAUGCCAGUCUUGUGUGAAGGAAAUGGCGUCAUUUGUCUUUUGGUCUGUCGGUGGUUUUUGUUCCUGGAUCUGUCGGAGUAAAUUCCAGUGUGUUAAUUUGCCUGCAUAAGAACACGAGUCGUACAGACUCUAUUUGGUGUUGCUCCGAGGCGGCAGCAUUGCCAAUGACCGUUGAGGUACCGAAGAGUUUAGUGCUGUCCACGUUUAAAAGAAAGCAUUGGAAGAACUACUGCAGUCUUUGCAGUCCAUCGACCAGUAGACUCCAUAUGGGCGUGGGACUUCUUAGUUUCUAUUCCGUUUUAACUAGUACAACACAGCAUUCCUUUGUGAGAUGUAAUGACUAUCUUGGGAGUAGAGUAGUUUUUAUUGCGCUUUCUUGAACGGCCCCUUUCAACAUACACACACACACACGUUUGACAGUUUCUGUCAAAGGGACUUCCCCUGUGGAACUUGUAUUCACCUUUAUUAGUAAGGGACGGUGCUUAUAUUGAAACAGCAAUGUCAGUCAUUUCUAUACUUAGAUUUUGAAGAAUGCCUGGGCUUAUGGAGUGUCCUUUUGGUUUUGUUUUCUUCUCAUUUUUUUAUUUCAAACUUCCAUAGUUGUAGCAUUUCACUAAGCCAUCAUAUUCAUUACGCAUCGCUCCAUCCUGCUAUCACCUCAUUAAAGGCACUCCAUUUGCCGAUGUGCCCCAUUAAGGAACUAUUUUUCCGAAGUUUCCUUUUCAAGUAUGAGUUUUACCCUUGCUGCACGCUACAUCUGAAAAUCGUUCCUGAGUAGUGGAAACAGCCCACUCUCAUUUGGAGAUAUCCCAUUGUGUUUUCAGGCUCCACAUUUGUUUGGAACAUGUGGAAGAAAUCACAUGUUAUUUGCUUGGGAAUUAAUCUGCAUUAAUUUUUGUAGCAUUCAAGUGCUAGGCAAUGAAAUCGAGUGUUUCCUGGAAAUAUAUCAAUUAUCGUAGAGUGUUGUCAUGCUCUUCAAACAAUAACUAGCUACAGAGGUGGCUGGAAGGGGCAAGGGUGUUUUUUGUUUUUUUUUUGUCUUGUAAAUAUCCAUUCAUCUGUGAGCCCUAAAUGCAGGAGGUGGAUCUUUUUGUAGGGACUUUGUAAAUUUGAGACUGCAGCGCCGUGCAUAGCUCUGAAGUCGGCCGUAGCCUAAGCCUGCCUUGUGGAUGUUAGUUUGGGUCCUGCUUUUUCAUGUUAGCAAAACCUGUGGGCCAUUGUUGCACAGAGAAAACACACUUUACCACAUGUUGUACCAUCUUUUAUUUUCUUAGUGUGUGCAUAACAACAUGCUUCCUUUGAUGUGGAUGUUUCAUGUUAGAGUCCUCAGCUUCCAUGGUUUUCUCUACAUUUUAUUAAGCAAAGCUGGAAAUGUGUCUCUCUGCUUUGAACGAAUGAUAAUAAAUAAGUUUAAAAAGUGAA